UCCAUCACGAGGUUACAGAGUUUGAAGAUGUACAGAUACAAUCCCCAAGAUGGCAAAUCACCCCACCUCCAAGAGUACAAGGUUGACACCAGCAACUGCGUUAUGAUGCUUGAUGUUUUGUUUGAGAUCAAGAACAAGCAUGAUUCGAGUAUCACGUUUAGGCGUUCUUGUCGCGAAGGUGUAUGUGGCUCUUGCGCCAUGAACAUCAAUGGUAAGAACUGCCUGGCAUGCUUAACAAAAGUUGACAGGGAUGAGGAUGGUAUUGCUUCUACUGUGGUGUUGCCUCUGCCACAUAUGUUUGUGAUUAAGGACCUGGUGGUGGACAUGACUUAUUUUUAUCAGCAAUACAAGAGCAUUGAGCCAUGGUUGAAGACCAAAAAGCAAAAAGAAGAUGGCCAAAAAGAGUUCUUGCAAACCAAAGAGGAGAGAGCAAAACUGGACGGGAUGUGGGAGUGUAUCCUAUGUGCUUGUUGUAAUACUUCUUGCCCUAGCUACUGGUGGAACACACCUACAUUCCCUGGUCCAGCAAUUCUGCUCCAAGCAUAUAAAAUGAUUGCUGAUAGCCGCGAUGACUUUACCAAAGAGCGUGUGGAGGCCCUCCGUGGAGAGAUGAAGAUUGGAAGAUGCCACACUAUUCGCAAUUGCUCUAAUGCUUGUCCAAAGGGACUGAAUCCCGCUGAAAAGAUCCUACAGAUCAAAGGGAUGCUUGGGUAA
Selaginella moellendorffii is the source of this 714-nucleotide messenger RNA. Its product is annotated as succinate dehydrogenase [ubiquinone] iron-sulfur subunit 2, mitochondrial. The record is from RefSeq and is a predicted model, not a curated record. The coding region runs from base 28 to 714 and encodes 228 amino acids. The transcript is spliced from 3 exons. Gene Ontology annotation, biological process: tricarboxylic acid cycle; respiratory electron transport chain; aerobic respiration. Gene Ontology annotation, cellular component: mitochondrion. Gene Ontology annotation, molecular function: 2 iron, 2 sulfur cluster binding; electron transfer activity. Lineage: Eukaryota; Viridiplantae; Streptophyta; Lycopodiopsida; Selaginellales; Selaginellaceae.